AUGGACAGCGACGCGCCGGAAAACGUCGAGAAGCAGAUUGCCCCCGAAAACGGGCCCAGCGACGCCGUGCCCGACCCCAUAGCGCCCGGCCAGGAUCUGAGCAAGCUGCCCACGCGAAAGGACGUUUCCCUGCGAGAGUUUCUCAAUAAGAUUGACGAUUAUGCCCCCAUUAUUCCCGAUGCAGUGACGCACUACUACAUGACCAAAGCUGGUCUUCCUCCUCCCCCCCAGACAGAUCCCCGUCUCGCUCGUCUUCUCGCGCUCGCCACGCAAAAGUUCAUCGCCGACGUCGCGGCCGACGCGUAUCAGUACAGCCGCAUCCGCGCGUCCAGCAACACAAACAACCCCAUGGGCACUCUCGGCGCCGCAGCCGGAUUCCCGAUCCCUGGCCAGCAGUCCGGCCAGCCGGGUAGCAAGGAGCAGGGCAAGGGGGGACCUUUGGGUAUCCAGCGACCGGGCUUUGGAGGUGGUGGCCAGGGAGGAAGCCAGAACAGGACGGUGUUGACGAUGGAGGACCUGGGAAUGGCGGUUGGCGAGUAUGGCGUCAAUGUCAAGAGGAGCGAGUUUUACCGAUGA
Molecule: messenger RNA, 576 nt
Organism: Trichoderma aggressivum f. europaeum
Lineage: Eukaryota; Fungi; Ascomycota; Sordariomycetes; Hypocreales; Hypocreaceae
Exons: 2
Coding region: 1-576 (191 amino acids)
Biological process (GO): transcription initiation at RNA polymerase II promoter
Cellular component (GO): nucleus; transcription factor TFIID complex; SAGA complex
Molecular function (GO): promoter-specific chromatin binding; RNA polymerase II general transcription initiation factor activity
Source: RefSeq, a predicted model, not a curated record